AGGUCCCGCCGGACUCCUCCUCAGUUUCGGGCGGAGCGCCGAGCAUCCCAAAAGCAACGACCCAGAGCGACUGAGACCGCAGAGCGACACUCGCGCGCCUUCGCACCGUGAGCCGCUGUUGGCAGGAGACGCCCAUCCACGUGCACGAGAAAGAAGCGUUACUCUGGUUUACGGCACCCAGCGCCCAACGUCCAUGAUGAGGAUGCUCUACCUGUGGCUGCUCCUGGCGCUCGUCCCGCUGCUCUCGGACCCGUGGCCGGUGGGGACCGAUGAUGGUUGCUUCAGCGAAAAGAACUCCUUCUUCUGCGUGGGGGACGAAGUGCGUCGGAUGCCCGCCGUCAUCCCCAGCGACACCACCAGCGUGUUGUUGAAGCUGACGAAGCUCACGAUCUUACCACCGCAGGCUUUCUGGGGACUGAAUGAAGUGUCCGAAAUCAUGUUGACAGAGAACGGGUUCCUGGAAGAGAUCGGAGCACUCGCCUUCGCCAACCUCUCUAACGUGGUUGAAAUGUAUGUUUUUCUCCCUCAUGUUCAACUCCACGUGAACGAUGUGGAAAACUGUUACAUCCCAGAAUACUCUUCAGCUCUGCUUUCCCAUUACAGAACAAUCACCGCAUCCAAAUAUCUGGCUGUGAUCCAUAAGGAUGCCUUCUGGGAUCUGCCGAAUCUGAGAUACCUGUCCAUCAUGAACACCGGCCUCAAACGGCUGCCUGAUUUCACCAAGAUCCACUCAGCAGCACAUGACUUCGUGCUUGACUUCCAGGACAACCUGUACGUAGACGUGAUUCCACCCAACGCCUUUCUGGGAAUGACCACUGACAUUGUGGAGGACCUGAGACUGUCCAGGAACGGGAUCACUGAGGUGCAGAGCCAUGCCUUUAACGGCACGAAAAUGACGAGGCUGUUUCUCAUGGGAAACCAGCAGUUAAGGCACAUCCACAGCCAGGCCUUCACGGGAGCAGAAGGCCCCGGUGUAUUGGACAUCUCGCAGACGGCUGUCAGCACCCUGCCGGAGAACAUGCUUCACGGCCUCAAGCUGUUGAGGGCCGUGGCAGUGCAGAACCUGAAGAAGCUGCCCAGGGGGGAGCUCUUCACUCAACUCGUCGAGGCCAACCUGACUUACCCGAGCCACUGCUGCACCUUUGCCAACUUAAGGAGGAACACGUCCACGGAGAGCCCCUUGUGCAGUCUACCCAACAUCGAGGAGGAACAGCCACGCUUCUUCUGGGAGAACUGUCAGACAAACAACGAGGUAUCCUGCUUCCCCAAGCCAGAUGCCUUCAACCCGUGCGAGGACAUCAUGGGCUCCACCUAUCUCCGCGUGUUCAUCUGGCUCAUCAGCAUGUUGGCGAUUGCUGGAAACCUGCUGGUGCUAGCCGCGCUGCUGAGCAGCCACUACAAGCUCACCAUGCCACGCUUCCUCAUGUGUAACCUGGCCUUUGCUGACCUCUGCAUUGGUGUCUACCUGCUGAUCAUUGCCGCCAUGGACAACCACACUCGCUCGCAAUACUACAACUACGGGAUCGACUGGCAGACAGGGCCCGGAUGCACCAUUGCCGGCUUCAUCACUGUCUUUGCCAGCGAGCUGUCGGUCUACACGCUCACGGUUGUCGCUCUGGCGAACUGGCACAUCAUGUUUCCGCUCCUAGCGGACCAACGCACACUGCUGCGGCACGCUCGCGCCAUCAUGACCGUUGGCUGGGUCUUUGCCUUGCUGGCCGCCGUGCUCCCUGUGGUCGGGGUUAGCAGCUACUCCAAAGUGAGCAUCUGCCUGCCGAUGGACGUGGAGACGACAGUAGCCCAGGUGUAUGUGGUGGGGCUGCUGCUGCUGAACGUCCUGGCCUUCCUGGUAGUUUGCAUCUGCUACCUGCGCAUCUACCUGACUCUGCGCAAUCCCAACUUUGUUCCACCUGGUGCCGACAUAGGCAUGGCGCAGCGGAUGGCCAUGCUCAUCUUCACCAACUUCCUCUGCAUGGCUCCCAUUUCCAUCUUUGCAAUCUUGGCCGCGCUCAAGCUACCCCUCAUCACCAUGUCCCAUGCCAAGGUGCUGCUGGUGUUCUUCUACCCCAUCAACUCAUGCUCCAACCCCUUCCUCUACGUCAUAUUUACCAAGACCUUCAAGAGGGAUUUCUUCUUUCUGGCCAGCCGCUUUGGGUUCUUCAAAGCCAGAGCGCUGGUGCACUGCACCGAGAUGCCCUCACCCCUGAGAAGAGUCUGGGUGUCUACCCGCAAUGAUACCCUCCACUCUCUGGAGUCACUUAACGAUUUUCGCUGAGCUCUGACCCCAGCUACCUUAACCUUUAACACUGCAUCUGUCAAUGUCCAUAUAAUAUUGAUGGCAGAUACUGAAAGUUGUGUGUUAGUUUUACAUUUAUUGAUUUAGCUGAUGCUUUUCACCAAAGCAACUUGCAGUGUUAAGGUUA
Scleropages formosus (Asian bonytongue) is the source of this 2423-nucleotide messenger RNA. Its product is annotated as lutropin-choriogonadotropic hormone receptor-like. The record is from RefSeq and is a predicted model, not a curated record. The transcript is spliced from 9 exons. Gene Ontology annotation, molecular function: thyroid-stimulating hormone receptor activity; follicle-stimulating hormone receptor activity; protein binding. Gene Ontology annotation, cellular component: plasma membrane. Bases 194 to 2275 code for a protein of 693 amino acids. Gene Ontology annotation, biological process: activation of adenylate cyclase activity; hormone-mediated signaling pathway; adenylate cyclase-activating G protein-coupled receptor signaling pathway. Lineage: Eukaryota; Metazoa; Chordata; Actinopteri; Osteoglossiformes; Osteoglossidae.